Phragmites australis (common reed) is the source of this 2500-nucleotide messenger RNA. Its product is annotated as vacuolar-sorting receptor 7-like. Gene Ontology annotation, molecular function: calcium ion binding. The transcript has 11 exons. NCBI's taxonomy places the organism in Eukaryota, Viridiplantae, Streptophyta, Magnoliopsida, Poales, Poaceae. Bases 132 to 2036 code for a protein of 634 amino acids. The record is from RefSeq and is a predicted model, not a curated record.
GAUUUUUCUAUUAGUCUCCUCCCUCUCUUCAUCCUCCGCUCUACCUUCCAUUCCAUGUCGUCUCCACCAAGUCUCCACCUUUGACAAACCUACGGAAUUCGCGAAACAAACAGUUGCCAAGAAACACGGCAAUGGCGCUCCACGUCCAUGGCCUCGAGAGGAGGCUCGCCGCCGUGGCAUGGGCAUGGCUCGUUGUGUCCAUGGCGAGCCUGGCGUCGGCGCGGUUCAUCGUCGAGAAGAACAGCGUCAAGGUGCUGUCUCCGCGCUCGUUGCGUGGCCGCCAUGAGGCUGCGAUCGCCAACUACGGCGUCCCGGACUACGGCGGCACGCUGACCGGCGUCGUGCUGUACCCCGACGCGAAGCUGGCCACGGGUUGCAAGCCGUUCGGCGCCACGAGGUUCAAGGCCCCGUCGGGGCGCCCCGUCGUCCUCCUUGUCGACCGCGGGGGCUGCUACUUCGCGCUCAAGACGUGGCACGCGCAGCUGGCCGGCGCGGCGGCCGUGCUCGUGGCCGACAGCGCCGACGAGCCGCUGCUGACCAUGGACAGCCCCGAGGAGGAGACCCCUGACAUGGCGUUCCUCGCCAACAUCACGGUCCCCUCGGCGCUCGUCUCCAAGAAGUUCGGUGACGCCCUCCGCCGCGCCGUGACCUCCGACGCCACUGAGGAGGUGGUGGUGCGUCUGGACUGGCGCGAGUCGAUGCCGCACCCGGACGAGCGGGUGGAGUACGAGUUCUGGACCAACAGCAACGACGAGUGCGGGCCACGGUGCGACGAGCAGGCGGAGUUCGUGCGCGCGUUCCGGGGCCACGCGCAGCUGCUGGAGAAGGGCGGGUACACGCUCUUCACGCCGCACUACAUCACCUGGUUCUGCCCCGACGCCUUCCUCCAGACCAAGCCGUGCAAGGCGCAGUGCAUCAACCACGGCCGGUACUGCGCGCCGGACCCGGAGGGGGACCUGGAGGCCGGGUACGACGGGCGCGACGUGGUGUUGGAGAACCUGCGGCAGCUGUGCGUGCACCGCGUCGCCAACGCGCACAACCGGUCGUGGGUGUGGUGGGACUACGUCGCCGACUACCACCUCAGGUGCUCCAUGAAGGACGACAAGUACACCCGCCGCUGUGCAGAGGACGUCGUCCGAUCGCUCGGUUUGCCGAUGGACAUGAUCGACAAGUGCAUGGGGGAUCCCGAGGCCGAUGCCGAAAAUGACGUGCUCAAGACGGAGCAGAUUGUUCAGGUGGGGCAUGGAACUCGAGGGGACGUGACGAUCUUGCCGACGCUGGUGAUAAACAAUGUGCAGUAUCGAGGCAAAUUGGAGAGCACUGCGGUUCUUAAAGCGAUAUGUGCUGGGUUCAAGGAGUCCACUGAGCCUCAUGUCUGCCUGACACCAAACAUGGAAACUGACGAGUGCCUAAACAAUAACGGCGGCUGCUGGCGUGACGAGAAGACUAACAUCACCGCCUGCAAGGACACUUACAGAGGGAGAUUCUGCCAAUGCCCUGUAGUCAGCGGUGUUCAGUACCAAGGAGACGGGUACACCGAUUGCAAAGCUGUCGGACCGGGCCGGUGCGCCAUGGACAACGGCGGGUGCUGGAAGGAGACGAGACAAGGAAAAACUUUCUCUGCUUGCUCGGAUUCAAACUUGAGCGGGUGCAGGUGCCCACCGGGGUUCAAGGGCGACGGCUUCCACUGCCAAGACGUUGACGAGUGCAGCGAGAAGCUGGCGUGCUCCUGCAGUCACUGCUCGUGCAGGAACACAUGGGGCGGAUUCGAUUGCAAGUGCAACGGCGGCCUUAUCUACAUCAACAGUGAAGACACCUGCAUUGCUAAGAACUUGUCGGCGUUUGGGUGGCUCGUCACCGGCCUGGUUCUGUCGUGCCUCGCAGGCGUGGGCAUCGCCGGAUACGUGUUCUACAAGUACAGGCUCAGGCGGUACAUGGAUUCGGAGAUAAUGGCAAUCAUGGCGCAGUACAUGCCUCUGGACAGCCAGCAUAACGAGAACCAGCCGCUGAGGAUGGAGGAAGCCGCGCGAGCAUAGUUGGGCAAGUGGUGAGAUUUUUACUUUCACAUUGGUUGUUGUGAUCUCCUAGGAAGAAAAUGCAGCAUAUUUCCUUGAUUAAAAGCUCUAGCAAAGCAGCCCAGGGCAGAUUUCAGCAUCCUUCUGUCAGUUUGAUAAAGUAACUUAUUUCCAUGCUUGGAGUUGAACAAGUUGAUUUCAGCAUUUCCACACGACCACCAGUUUUGAGAUUUGAAGAUGUGACCCGGUACCACAAUGUACAUGACAGCAAUUUACACAGCUCUUGCACAUUCUGCAUUUGUUUCAGAGAACGAUACACAUAUAGAUGAUAGAAACAUAGAUUAGAGGACAUGUGAUGAAUCUGUUCGGUGAUGUAUAAAAUUUGAGAUCGUGCUCCAUGCACAGUUGUAAACUGGAGACCGGACAAGCUGUACAAGUAUGCUGGUGAUGCGUAAAUUGAUUGAGUUGGAAUGCUCUUUCAUCUC